Messenger RNA from Onychostoma macrolepis, 694 nucleotides. Its product is annotated as protein LKAAEAR1-like. The coding region runs from base 65 to 523 and encodes 152 amino acids. Lineage: Eukaryota; Metazoa; Chordata; Actinopteri; Cypriniformes; Cyprinidae. The transcript is spliced from 4 exons. The record is from RefSeq and is a predicted model, not a curated record.
CAGAAGGGAGGAACUCGUCUGGGUUUUGUGAGGUCAUGAUUGCACCCACUUGUGGAAGUGAAAGAUGGCAGGACGAGAAUCUCGGAGAAGUGUUUGUGUGAAGAUGUGCCCUCAGCAGAGAGCUCGUCAUGAAGCCUACAGCGAGCUGUCUAAAGAAGCUCAGAGCUGGAUGGCAGUGGCGAGGCAGCGAGUAUGCACACACCUGAAUAAUCAAAAAUCCCGCCAAGUCUGCAAACUCACUGCUGCUGCUGAGCGUCAAAAUCAACUCACAGCACAAUUAAAAGCCGCUGAGGCGAGGAAUCGUGUUAGACAGCUGAGACAACACUAUCAAAACCUGAAGGAGCAGGAAAUUAACUUAAUGAUUUCAUGCCAGUCUGACGCGCAGAGGGCUGUGUGCCUGGAGCAGCUACUCCCCGUGAAAGAGAGGAAGAUAAACCACACAGACUGCAUGGACCAAUUACAGAGACGAAGAGUUGAGGAGAUCCUAGAGGAUGAGAAGGGCCUGUCCAUCAGUCGUAGAUGACUGAAGACGAAAAGGAAUAUAUUUUCUGAAUGAUCUGAGACUGAAAAUGCAGAGUAUAUUGUGGCCUUACAUGCCAUAUCUUUAUGUGUAUUUUUGCAUUGUACUUUCUUAGUUAAAAUUUCAAGAUAUAUUACCUUACCACAGACCAGUGAAGCAAUUAUGUUUAGGGAU